Messenger RNA from Exophiala aquamarina CBS 119918, 1074 nucleotides. RefSeq names its product cell cycle arrest protein BUB3. Gene Ontology annotation, biological process: mitotic spindle assembly checkpoint signaling. The record is from RefSeq and is a predicted model, not a curated record. Bases 1 to 1074 code for a protein of 357 amino acids. Gene Ontology annotation, molecular function: ubiquitin binding. Gene Ontology annotation, cellular component: mitotic checkpoint complex; bub1-bub3 complex; kinetochore. The transcript is spliced from 3 exons. NCBI's taxonomy places the organism in Eukaryota, Fungi, Ascomycota, Eurotiomycetes, Chaetothyriales, Herpotrichiellaceae.
AUGUCGAGCAGUCAAUUCGUGGUCUCAGAACUGCCCGCCGAUGCCAUUUCGUCCUUGAGGUUCUCACCGCACCCCAAUUCCCCACGCUUUGCCGUAGCUUCCUGGGACAAGCAUGCAUACCUAUAUGAAGUGACAGACGGUAAAACGUGCUUUCUGCUUGCCAAGUACGAGCACCGCGCGCCAGUCCUCGACGUGUGCUUCGGCAAGGACGAUAAUGAGCUAUACACAGCGUGCCUGGACUGGGAUGUGAGAAGGAUCGACGUGGCCUCUGGCUCGCAGACGGUUCUCAGCACCCACGACAACGGCGUGCGAUCCGUGGUCUACAGCCAAGAACACUCACUCGUCAUCUCGGCCGCUUGGGACUCGACGGUGCAUAUCCACCCUGGAUCUGCCGAAGCGAACUCGAACACGAACUCAGAGUGGAUAAAUGCAACCAUCAAUCUACCCUCCAAGCCCUUCUCCCUCGCCCUCUCGCCCUCCAAGCUAGUGGUCGCCAUGGCCAACCGCGCACUGCACAUCUACGAGCUCAAGACGUUAGCCGCCGAGUGCAAGUCAUCCGCUACAAACUCGCUGCAGAACCGCUUGGAUAUCGACCCGUGGCAGCGCCGCGAAAGCAGCCUGAAGUUCAUGACGCGCGCGAUUGACUGCAUGCCGAACGACGAGGGCUACGCGUCGAGCAGCAUCGAGGGUCGUGUCGCAGUCGAGUGGUUCGAUCCCAGCGGAGACAGCCAGGCUAGAAAAUAUGCCUUCAAGUGCCAUCGCCAACCAAUCGACGAUGUGGAUGUCGUGUACCCUGUGAACGCGAUUGCAUUCCACCCGGUGCAUGGCACAUUUGCGACGGGAGGUGGUGACGGGGUGGUGGCGAUCUGGGAUGCGGUGGCCAAGCGAAGGAUCAGGAUCUAUCCGAAGCUGAACUCCAGUGUUGCUGCAGCGUCUUUCAGUUCGAAUGGGAAGUACCUCGCCACUGCCACCAGCCCUGGGUUCGAAGAUGGAAAGGACGAAAUCACCGAAGGGUCAAUAGGAAUCUUCAUUCGCGAACUGGGAGAAAAUGAGGUGAAGCGGAAAGCCAAAUGA